CUUAACGCCGGCUGGCCGGCCGGCUUGCCUUGCCCGGUGGAUACCUUGUCGGUUUCCUAUGACAAACAUAUGCUCAAGAAGCCGUUUAAAUUCUUAACUAAUUGGAUAUAUUAGAGUAUAUAUAUUAUAUGCAUGUUUUAAUUGCGUUCAAAAUAAAAAGAUAAGGAGAUUUUGAAAUUAGGGAGUAUAUAAAUUAAGGACUGGGACAGUUACCAAGAUCAUCAUGCGAGUCUAAUUUAUAUGGAUUAAUUUCCAUAUAAAUUAGACUGGUUUGAUUGGAUCUAUAAAAAAAGCCGUCAAAUAUUAGGGUUUUAAUUUUAUUAAACCUAGCUAGGAUAUUGAGACGAUCAUCACUCAUCAGAAAGAAAGAAAAAAAGAUAUAUAUAUAUAUAUAUAUUGAAGGAAAGGAUUAAUUUAUUAUUUGUAAUUAAAGUGAUUAGCAUGGCGAGAACGAGCGAAGGAGGCCAAGAUGAAGAACAGGAAAGGAGGAGUUUGCUUGAAUCGAAUUCAUCCAAUAAUGGAGCCACAAGCAUGCAAACCCUAAUGAAUAUCAUCGUGUCCAUUGUUGGCACAGGUGUGCUUGGCCUUCCUUACGCUUUCAGGACCGCCGGAUGGCUUGCCGGUUCUCUUGGUGUCAUCACCGCUGCCCUCCUUAGCUACUACUGCAUGCUCCUACUUGUGCAAUGCAAGAGAAAAGCAAUUGUAGUAUUAGAAGGAGGAGGAGAAGAAAACAGAAUUGAAACGUACGGUGAUCUUGGUGCAAGAGCAUUUGGAGCGAAAGGAAGGUUUUUAACAGAGCUUAUGAUUGUCAUCUCUCAACUUGGAGGAACCAUUGUUUUCCUUCUCUUCAUUGGUGAAAAUCUCUCGUCGGUUUUCUCCGGCAGACACCGGAUCUCUCCUUCCGUCUUCAUCUUAAUACUCCUCCCUCUCCAGAUUGCUCUCUCCUUCAUCACUUCCCUCAAAGUGUUAGCACCCUUCAGUGCUCUAGCAGAUGCAUGCAAUGUGCUUGCCAUGGCGUUUGUCAUUAAGGAGGAUGUGAAACAGCUACAGAGUUUUGGAGGAGGCCCAAGGAUUGCUUUCAAUGGAGUGUGGAGCCUUCCUUUUGCUUGUGGUGUGGCAGUCUAUUGUUUUGAUGGCUUUGCAUUGACAUUAUCACUAGAGAAGUCAAUGGCUCGUCCAAAAAAAUUCCCUUGGGUUCUCUUGCAAGCCUUCAUUGGCGUCUGCAUUGUUUACACUUGUUUUGGAGUCCUGGGAUACUUGGCCUUUGGAGACAACACCAUGGACAUCAUCACUCUCAACCUCCCAAAUAGCUUGUCUUCCAUCAUUGUCAAAUUGGGUGUUUCAAUGGCUCUUGCCUUGACUUUUCCUAUGUCCAUGCAUCCGAUCAAGGAGAUCAUGGAAGCCAAACUGAAGUCCAGAAAAAGUAUCACUUUGCGUGCAGCUCGUGUGCUAAUGGUGGUGGCUGUGGCUGUGUUGGCUACUGCAGCUCCAGACUUCUCAGUGCUCAUCUCGUUCAUAGGGAGCACACUCUGUGCAUUGCUUUCAUUCAUCUUGCCAGCCCUGUACCAUCUCAAGCUCGUUAAUAAUCUGAGUGUUUGGGAAAGAGUAUUGGAUUACAUUAUUUUUGUAAUAGGAAUAGUUUUCGCUGCUUGUGGCACCUGUGCUGCUAUUGCUGGUCAUUUCAAAAAUUAAUGGAGUUUCUUUCAAUCAAUAAUAUC
Dioscorea cayenensis subsp. rotundata (Guinea yam) is the source of this 1718-nucleotide messenger RNA. Its product is annotated as amino acid transporter ANT1-like. The record is from RefSeq and is a predicted model, not a curated record. Gene Ontology annotation, cellular component: vacuolar membrane. The transcript is spliced from 2 exons. Gene Ontology annotation, biological process: amino acid transmembrane transport. The coding region runs from base 442 to 1692 and encodes 416 amino acids. NCBI's taxonomy places the organism in Eukaryota, Viridiplantae, Streptophyta, Magnoliopsida, Dioscoreales, Dioscoreaceae. Gene Ontology annotation, molecular function: amino acid transmembrane transporter activity.